GAAGUAUUUUUAUUAUGGAGAAAAUAGCCAUAGAAUUCAAUUCGGUUGCAAUUGUUCUGAGUGAAAAGAAAUUAUUUUAUAAAAAUAAUAAAGAGAAGUUAUAUCAAAAUUAUAUUUUAAAGUGAAUAGUAGGUGUUUAAAAAGCAAUAGACAAGAAAUUGACAUGGAAAACGCCUCAGAAACAGAUGGUGCGAAAUCGAAAGAAGAUAAUAUUCUUAUGGAGAAAUCAAUUGAAAAGACUUUAUCCAGUGAUUUAAAAGAAACGCGUUCUGUUAAAACAAAUGAGUAUGAACUUUCACCAAAACAACUCCUUGCUGGACAAAAACAACAACAACAAAAAGCAAAACGUAAACAUCGACGUGGAAAACCCAGAUGUAAAGAUCCAUGUAAACCCUACAAGGCCGCUAAUCGGAAUUUUCAUUUACCCAAUCAACAUUAUGGUAAAUUUGUAAAAAGGGAUAAAUCAGGCGUAGCCAAUAGUAAUGGUCUUGGCGGAAGUAACAGGAAUGGCGCACGUGCAAAAUUUACACGCUCUCGUUCAUUGGUACCCUAUAAUACAAACAAGUUUUUAAUGGAAGAGCAUAUGGCUGAAAUUCCGAGUACAUUAUUAACCCCUUCUGGACGUACACGUGACUCAAGUUUUUCAGCUGAUUCAGAGGAUAAUUAUUUUAUAUCUUUGCCGGAAGAUGAAGAGGAGUUCCUUACCAAGGAGUUCGCUAAUGUAUAUGAAAAGGCACGCGUUGAACGUUUAGAAAACUUAACAAAACAGCAGUUAAUUGAGGAAUGUCUACAAAUUGAAGAUCGUUAUGCUCGGCAACAACAGCAAAAUGUACAACGUAUAUCUGCUGAAUAUAUGUCUAAAAUAAAGGUGCUCGAAGAGAAAAUCACUGAAUUAUCACGAGAAAAUUACAAUUUACGUUGUCAGUUAUUACCGUCAGGUGCAAUAGGAGCUGCUGCAGCUGCUUCACCGCCUUCGGCUACAGCACCUUCAGUUGAAGCAUGUCAACCAACCCCUAUGGAUUCAACUAGCGAAGACAGUGAAAGCGAUAGUUCGAGUACGAGCUCUUCCAGUUCCUCAUCUAGUGAGGAUAAAGACAUGCGUCAAAGACGACGUCGUCGUAGCUGCUCAUCUCAUAGCUCGCUGAGCGAAUAUAACGCUUUUAUUGAGAAUAACUAUAUGGGCAAUGGCGUAGAUGCAACUAAUGAAGAAAUUAAUAUUGAUCGCGCGCAAUUGCUACAAAUACGCAUGGAAGAAGACUCAAAUCAAAGUGUUGAAGAAAUAAUUGUUCCAAGUGGGCAAGAUGUUACUCAAGAACCACAAUUAAUAACUGAUAAUUUGAUUAUUACUGAAUUGCAAACAGAUCCCAUAAAGGAAGAAGAAACGCCAAAUCUUGUUCAAAGCUGUGGUGAAAUUACGGGAGAUUUGGAGAAGAAGUAAGGUAGCGCACCUGGUUUUUUUUUGUUUAUUUUAGUUGAUUAUAUCUUUUUCGAGACAAAUAUUUUGCUUUUUUUUUCUGUGAAACAGAUCAUUGUAAGUCAUUUUAAGAUUUUUUUGAUCAACAAU
Messenger RNA from Teleopsis dalmanni, 1564 nucleotides. RefSeq lists its product as uncharacterized. Lineage: Eukaryota; Metazoa; Arthropoda; Insecta; Diptera; Diopsidae. The coding region runs from base 164 to 1438 and encodes 424 amino acids. Gene Ontology annotation, molecular function: cyclin-dependent protein serine/threonine kinase inhibitor activity; 7SK snRNA binding. Gene Ontology annotation, cellular component: cytoplasm; nucleus; nucleoplasm. The transcript has 3 exons. Gene Ontology annotation, biological process: negative regulation of transcription by RNA polymerase II; negative regulation of cyclin-dependent protein serine/threonine kinase activity. The record is from RefSeq and is a predicted model, not a curated record.